AUGAACUACGAUCUUUCAAUAGAGGUCUUCGGACCCGGCACAAACCCCAACUUUCGAUCCCACUGGGGGUUCAUGAUCAACAAGCCCGGCAACCUAGAGUUCGGCGAUCUUCUGCAAGUCGAGGUCAUUGACGCCAACAAGCUAUGGUACGGUUUUGCCCCCCGAUAUGCAACCAAGAUCAUCGAUAAAGAAGCAGUGGGAAUGUGCAAGAUUGCAAACCUGACGUCCGAGCAACGACGCCAAGCCAUCACCAUUAUUGAGAAAGAGCCCGCACCGAGAAAUGGCGUUGGGAGGUGCCAGGAUUGGACUUUCGAUGCACUUCUCUCCUUGGAGAUUGAAGAGUUGGUGCCGCCGGGUACUUCUGAGUUCUGGAAGGGAAUGGUCGGCAGACCAGCCCGUGAAGUUGCUGAAGCGUGCAGCACUCGGUGGUUGGCUUUUUGA
This is a messenger RNA of Penicillium salamii, 441 nucleotides long. The record is from the annotation of a GenBank genome assembly. NCBI's taxonomy places the organism in Eukaryota, Fungi, Ascomycota, Eurotiomycetes, Eurotiales, Aspergillaceae.